AUGAGUUCAAAUGUCUCCGGUCAGCGAGAUUCAAAGAACAUUGACUAUGUCCUCCGGUCUGGUCUUGCCGGUGGGAUUGCGGGUUGCGUCGCAAAGACUGUGGUCGCUCCUCUUGAUAGGGUGAAGAUUCUUUUUCAAGCGUCCAAUCCUGAUUUCCAGCAAUAUGCAGGUUCCUGGAGUGGGGCAUAUCGUGCGGGCACUAAAAUAUUCCAUGAUUCUGGUAUACGGGGUCUCUUCCAAGGGCAUUCGGCGACGUUGUUGCGUGUUUUUCCUUAUGCUGCCAUCAAAUUUAUGGCGUACGAGCAGAUACACAACCUUCUAAUGCCGACGAGACGAGACGAGACGAACUUUCGCAGAUUUUCAGCGGGCGCCAUAUCAGGGUUAAUAUCCGUUUUCUUUACAUAUCCUUUGGAGGUUACCCGCGUGCGCAUGGCUUUCCAAACAGAUCCGCCUUCGCAACCUAUACAGCGGAUUCGCCCAUCCUUGGUCCAAGCGGUGCAUCAUAUGUAUUAUGAAACUGCGUCAAUACCAAAAACCACGGCCACCAUCAGCCCGACAAGAACUCUCUUCACUCGUUUCCCCAUUCUCAAAUUUUAUCGCGGGUUUACCGCGACUAUCGUCGGUAUGAUACCCUAUGCAGGAAUGACCUUUCUCUGUUGGGGAUACUUGCGCGCCUGUUUUGUUCCCCAAAGCUCGCCGAAGAAGGCUACACCGGGUGCUGACCUUACUGUAGGCGCCGUUUCGGGGGCGACGGCCCAAACACUUUCUUAUCCACUUGAAGUCAUUCGGAGGCGGAUGCAAGUAGGUGGGGUCACUCGGCCUGAUCGCUGGCUUCGGUGGGGAGAGACAAUGUCCUCCAUCUGGAGGACCAGUGGAUGGAGGGGAUUCUAUGUGGGACUGAGUAUAGGCUAUUUAAAAAUUGUGCCUAUGACGGCGGUAAGCUUUGCCGUAUGGCAAGAAGGGAAACGAUUGCUGGACGUCUAA
Guyanagaster necrorhizus is the source of this 984-nucleotide messenger RNA. Its product is annotated as mitochondrial carrier. Gene Ontology annotation, cellular component: mitochondrial inner membrane. The transcript has 5 exons. Bases 1 to 984 code for a protein of 327 amino acids. NCBI's taxonomy places the organism in Eukaryota, Fungi, Basidiomycota, Agaricomycetes, Agaricales, Physalacriaceae. Gene Ontology annotation, biological process: transmembrane transport. The record is from RefSeq and is a predicted model, not a curated record.